AUGCCAUUGAUACUCUCUUCUACUUCGGCACUUGUGAAGUUGCUUGAGUUGAGGGAGGUCAAUCAUAUUGAGUUUUGCAAAAUUAAAAGCUUGCUCGACGACAUACUGCAAAUGUACAGAAGUCCAGAGCUCAAUGCAAUCCUGAAGUUAUUAAUGGAUCCUACUUGGGUGGCAACUGGGUUGAAAAUUGAAUUGGAGACAUUAGUGAAUGAAUGCAAGACUGUAUCUUGUAGAAUUGGUGAGAUAAUCUCUUUAGAAGGCGAAAAAGAUCAGAAGAUAAGCUCCUAUACUGCAAUACCAAACGAGUUUUUUGAAGAUAUGGAGUCUUCAUGGAAAGGUCGCAUCAAGAGGAUUCAUUUAGAGGAAGAAUUUGCAGAAGUGGAUGAAGCUGCAGAGGCCUUAUCUAUAGCAGUCAAAGAAGACUUCCUUCCUAUACUUUCAAGAAUCAAAGCUACAACAGCUCCACUUGGAGGGCCCAAGGGCGAGAUUUUAUAUUCUCGUGAGCAUGAUGCUGUAUGGUUCAAGGGGAAACGUUUUGUACCUUCUGUUUGGGCUGGUACGCCUGGAGAAGAACAAAUUAAACAGCUCAAAUCUGCUCUAGAUUUGAAAGGUAAAAAAGUUGGAGAAGAAUGGUACACCACAUUGAAGGUGGAAGAGGCAUUAGCAAGGUAUCAUGAGGCUGGUGAGAAGGCAAAAACAAAGGUCUUGGAAUUGUUAAGGGAACUUUCUACGGAGCUACAGACAAAGAUCAAUAUCCUAGUUUUUGCAUCCAUGUUGCUUGUCAUUGCAAAGGCAUUAUUUGGCCACGUGAGUGAAGGGAGGAGAAGAAAAUGGGUUUUCCCAACUCUCAAUCGAUGUCACAGAUUUAAGGAUAAAGAUGCUGAUGGGAUGAAGAUAACAGGGCUAUCUCCUUACUGGUUUGAUGCAGCACAUGUUGCUGCAAUACAGAACACAGUUGAUAUGAAAUCACUAUUUCUCUUGACGGGGCCAAAUGGAGGUGGGAAAUCAAGCUUGCUGCGAUCAAUUUGUGCUGCAGCGUUACUUGGAAUAUGCGGAUUCAUGGUGCCUGCAGAGUCAGCUAUUAUUCCUCAUUUUGAUUCCAUUAUGUUGCACAUGAAAUCUUAUGAUAGCCCUGCUGAUGGAAAGAGUUCAUUUCAGAUUGAAAUGUCAGAGAUUCGCUCUAUUAUAAUGGGAGCUUCUUCAAACAGUCUUGUGCUUAUAGAUGAAAUUUGCAGAGGGACAGAAACAGCAAAAGGGACAUGUAUUGCUGGUAGUGUAAUAGAAACUCUUGAUGCAAUGGGUUGCUUGGGUAUUGUGUCAACACACUUGCAUGGGAUUUUUGAUUUGCCAUUGCGAACUAAGAAUGCUGUUUAUAAAGCUAUGGGAACAGAAUGUAUGGAUGGUCAAACAAUACCAACAUGGAAAUUGAUUGACGGGAUUUGUAAAGAGAGCCUGGCAUUUGAAACAGCUCAGAGAGAAGGGAUUCCUAAACCAGUAAUUCAAAGAGCCGAGGAAUUGUAUCAUUCAGUUUAUGCAAAAGAUCCAUUAAGAACAUAUCAGCCAAAAAUAAAGCACUUGACUGCUCCUGCAGAUGUUCAUGUAUCUGAUAAAGCUACUGAAAAACAAAGUGAUGAUGCAGAAGAAGCUGUGGGACCCCUGACUGAGUCAUUGAACCCUGUGGAAAAAUUGCACAUGGAAGUGGAGAAUGCUGUCAUUAGCAUCUGUCAGAAAUGGCUAAUUGAGCUUUACCGAAGGAAGAAUGCAUUAGAGCUUUCAGCAAUGAAAUGUGUUCUAGUUGCUGCCCGGGAACAACCGCCUCCAUCAGUCAUUGGCAAUUCAACUGUGUACUUGAUUCUUAGACCUGACAAAAAUCUCUAUGUUGGAGAGACUGAUGAUCUUGAGGGUCGAAUCCGUGCACAUCGCUUGAAGGAAGGAAUGCAGAAUGCCUCAUUCCUCUAUUUUCUGGUACCUGGGAAGAGCAUCGCUUGCCAAUUAGAAACUCUUCUGAUCAACCAGCUUCCUGGUAAGGGCUUCCACUUGAUCAAUGUAGCCGAUGGAAAGCAUCGUAAUUUUGGCACUUCUGAUCUCUUAUUAGAAAACGUGCCAUUGGUUAGAUAA
Fraxinus pennsylvanica is the source of this 2118-nucleotide messenger RNA. The record is from the annotation of a GenBank genome assembly. Lineage: Eukaryota; Viridiplantae; Streptophyta; Magnoliopsida; Lamiales; Oleaceae.